Messenger RNA from Amyelois transitella, 1317 nucleotides. Its product is annotated as polyglutamylase complex subunit TTLL1. Bases 16 to 1317 code for a protein of 433 amino acids. Lineage: Eukaryota; Metazoa; Arthropoda; Insecta; Lepidoptera; Pyralidae. The transcript has a single exon. Gene Ontology annotation, cellular component: cilium. The record is from RefSeq and is a predicted model, not a curated record. Gene Ontology annotation, molecular function: tubulin binding; tubulin-glutamic acid ligase activity. Gene Ontology annotation, biological process: protein polyglutamylation; microtubule cytoskeleton organization.
UAACAGACAACAGCCAUGAAUCAGGACGCGAAGAAAAUAGCGAAUAGUUUAUACGGUAGAGUGAACGCGCCACUUGAAAAAUGUCGCGUUAACUUCUGCACCGACAUGGAAAAAUCAGUUUUGAUGAGCAAUUUCGAACGACGAGGCUGGAACCAAGUCGGGCCAGAUGACGAAUGGAACUUCUACUGGGCGUCAACGCAAACAUGCCGAAAUCUAUUCAGCGUCGAAAGCGGCUAUCGCAUGAACGACAAUCAAAUGAUAAAUCAUUUCCCCAAUCAUUACGAACUAUCAAGAAAGGACCUGCUCGUUAAAAACAUCAAAAGGUAUCGCAAGGAACUCGAAAGGGAAGGAAGCCCUUUGGCUGAAAAAGCUGAGGUAAUAUUGCAAGGCGGGCAAGUAGUAACUAGAUACGUUCAUCUCGAUUUCGUACCUGUCACAUUCGUGCUUCCGGCCGACUACAAUAUGUUUGUUGAGGAAUAUCGUAAAUCCCCGCAGAGCACUUGGAUUAUGAAGCCUUGCGGAAAAUCUCAGGGUACCGGAAUUUUCCUCAUAAAUAAACUGUCAAAGCUUAAGAAAUGGUCUCGCGAGGCGAAAACUCCUUUUCAUCCGCAGUUAAGUAAAGAGAGCUACGUGAUUUCUCGGUACAUAGACAAUCCGCUGCUAAUAGGAGGCAAAAAGUUUGAUCUUCGACUUUACGUGUUGGUAACUUCGUUUCGUCCUCUCAAGGCUUACUUGUUCCAACUUGGUUUCUGCAGGUUCUGCACGGUGAAGUACGACACUAGCGUCACGGAGUUGGACAACAUGUAUGUGCACCUGACUAAUGUUAGCGUACAGAAACACGGCGGGGAUUACAACAGCAUUCACGGGGGCAAAAUGAGCGUUCAAAAUUUGCGACUGUAUUUAGAAGGGAGUAGAGGCAGGGCUGUCACUGAAAAGUUGUUUGCGGCAAUGCAGUGGUUGAUCGUGCAUUCUUUGAAGGCGGUGGCUUCCGUGAUGGCUAAUGACAGGCAUUGCUUUGAAUGUUACGGUUAUGAUAUCAUUAUUGACAAUCAGUUAAAGCCGUGGUUGGUAGAAGUUAAUGCAUCCCCGUCUCUCACAUCAACCACGGUAAACGACAGAAUUUUGAAAUAUAAGUUAAUCGAUAAUAUUUUAUCAGUAGUAUUGCCUCCAGAUGGCGUGCCGGAUGUGCGUUGGAAUAAACUUCCAUGCCCUGAAACUUUGGGAAGUUUUGAUUUACUUAUUGAUGAAGAAUUAUUGGAAAAGGAUGAACCAACAGUAUCAGGUCGAUCUGGUAAAAAUACUAAAGCGAAUAGAUAA